UGUAGAACCGGGUAAAAAAAUUUCUCGAAAAAAGUGCGUUCUGGAGGGACGUCCGACGCAACCCUCCGGCUGUGAAACCAUUGAGCCUUCCUCUUCCUUCUGCUCCGCCGCCCCACCGUCGUUCGUUGGUGGCCACCCUCGCUUCCCCUGAAGAAGUCACCAUCGCCUCCCCAACCAGAAGGAAGGUUCAAACGUCUCGCUUCGCCUCAUCGCAUUCAUCUCAUCACAUUUAACAACGUUGCUUAGAAGGCUGCACCAUUCUGAGAGGGAGAGAACUCUCUUUGCUUUCCCUUGUCCUCUUGCCUUCUUCCUCUUCUUGCUUAUUUGUGCUGUCCUCCCCUGGUUGGUGGUAACAGAGAUGAGGAAGCUAAAGUUUCAUGAGAAGAAGCUGCUGAAGAAGGUGAACUUCCUAGAAUGGAAGAGAGAGAACGGGCAGAGGGAGGCCCUCAUCAUGGGUCGCUACCAUAUCGUGGGUAGAGACGAUUACAAAAAAUACUUGAAAAUUUGUGGAAUGGUGACGAAACUUGUGAACAUAUUGAAGCAGAUUGAUCCUAGAGACCCUUUCAGGAUUGAGAUGACAAAUUCGUUGUUGGAAAAACUCUAUAAUAUGGGUGUUAUACCAACCAAAAAGAGCUUGACUUUGUGCGAUCAUCUGUCAGUGUCUUCCUUCUGCAGGCGUCGGCUAGCUACAGUUUUGGUGAGAUUGAAAUUCGCAGAGCACCUCAAAGAAGCUAUCACAUACAUUGAGCAAGGCCACAUUCGUGUAGGCCCUGAUACUGUCACAGAUCCUGCAUUCCUUGUGACGAGGAAUAUGGAAGAUUUUGUCACUUGGGUAGAUUCCUCAAAGAUUAAAAAGAAGAUUAUGCAAUACAAUGAAAAAUUGGAUGAUUAUGAUCUGCUAAACUGAGAACCACAGAAGUUGUCCGAUUCACAUUAUUUUGUCACGCUGUUUGUAUAGUUCAGGUUAGUCGGCAGAGAAAGUGGAACUUUAUUGAGAAGGUUGUUUUUUGUCGGAAGUUUGUUGAAAGGUUAGGUUGUUUUUUGUCCUUUGUUUCCAUGUAUUCAGUUGAGUUUCAGGAAAUUCUCAAAUUAAAACAC
This is a messenger RNA of Nymphaea colorata (pocket water lily), 1098 nucleotides long. RefSeq lists its product as uncharacterized. The coding region runs from base 359 to 907 and encodes 182 amino acids. Gene Ontology annotation, molecular function: snoRNA binding; structural constituent of ribosome; rRNA binding. Gene Ontology annotation, biological process: rRNA processing. Lineage: Eukaryota; Viridiplantae; Streptophyta; Magnoliopsida; Nymphaeales; Nymphaeaceae. The transcript is spliced from 5 exons. Gene Ontology annotation, cellular component: small ribosomal subunit; small-subunit processome; Mpp10 complex. The record is from RefSeq and is a predicted model, not a curated record.